Messenger RNA from Delphinapterus leucas (beluga whale), 9237 nucleotides. The record is from RefSeq and is a predicted model, not a curated record. NCBI's taxonomy places the organism in Eukaryota, Metazoa, Chordata, Mammalia, Artiodactyla, Monodontidae.
UGGCAGGCAGAUUCUUAACCAUUGUGCCUCCAGGGAAGUCCCUGUCACUGACUCUUGUGUAAUAGACAACAGAGUGAAAUUCAGAGGUGUGGAAGAGAAAGAGCCACGGUAUCAUGUGUAACUCUGUUGUGAAAUCAGCACUUUUGUAAAUUUGCCCUGGAAGUAAGCUCCCUGAGGACAAGAAAGAUGAUCUUAUUGAAUUUUGUAGCCUCGGCUCUUAGCCUAAUCCCUGACCCACAGCGUUUCUGAUUGAAUGAUGUUUAUCCAAAUCAUGACAGCUAAGUAACAGAAAAUUAAGGGUUUUAAAAUUUUUUUGAAAAGAGGUUUUCUCAUUAUAUCUUUGAUGUUAAGGUAGGCAGUCAUUUCGGGGUUCAUUCCUAGAUGACUGGUUAUUUGCUUUAUUUUUUCAUGUUAGAUUCUCAGUGAAGGAAAUAGGUGUCUGGCCCUGGCACCUAACCUGAUGUAUUUGAUAUUUCAGUGAAUCUCACAGCAACAUAGGUAUCAUUGUUAUAUUUAUCAUAACCCCAAUUUCACAGACAGGGAUGCUGAGAGCUGAGAAAACUUAGUGACUUGCCCAAGGUCAUCCAGCUAGUAAGCGAUGCAGCUUGUAUUUUCCCUGCCCCCAGACCUCUGUUCUUUCCCUGCUCCAGGCUGCAACCCUAUUUCCAUGAAGGCUCCUUUUCUGAGCACACGCUUGCCUUAGAGUUUAUUAGCUCAAAGUGUUCCCAGCGUUUAGCUUUCCUAGGGGCCCUCUUUUUAGGUGAAAGGGCCACCAAGAACACCUCUCCACUAGCCUGUGGACAAAUGGUCCCAUAAACCCCACUGACAAUGUUUAAUUUGUGGGAAAUGUCAGUUGCCAUUUCCUGUGGAGAAAAGGUCACGGCCGACCAUUUAUGAUGCCUGAAUCCAUCUCCCAGCCUUUCCUCUGACAGGAGAGAAGCGGAGAUAGAGGAGGUCUGGGGAGGCUAGGAAGUCAGAAGAAUGAUCACCAACACAUAGUGUGAGUUACAUGAUUGGCUAUUCAAAGCUUAAAUGACAGUAGUUCAAUGUGGGAAAGAAAGACAACAACCCUGCUAGACUUUUCUAAAGGCCAGCGAGCCCACCCGCUUGUGCAAAAUGGGGCUGGGAGCAUCAGUGACCUCCUGGGCAAUGACUUUUGCUGUAGGCCUGCUUGGCACGUGAGGUUUAGAGUGUGUGCGUUAUAAGCCCAAACGUCUCUUUUUGUUGCUCUUGUCCUCACUGGUACUUCUUUUGAUGGUAGAUAAAAGCGAGCCCGUGACCUAAUGCUUUCUUAGGGAAUGCUGCCCAGAACUCUCGCGAUUAGAAAGGAGACUCCACCCAGAAAUUUUCCUCUGAUAUAUUGUGGAGGAUGGUGACCACAAGUACUACAAGCUUUCCUGAGCCAGUUCUGCCACCAUUACUGUAUAAGACGGUUUCUGAGCUAGAAUGACCUAAGAGUAAUCCAAGCAGAAAACUAAGGCCUCAGAACUGUAGGAGGAUGUGUUGCUGAUCAGGAAAUUUGAGGGGAAUUCUCUUGGUUUUUACCAGCCUGCUGUAUUUUCUUAAAAAUCAACUGUCAACAGAGAAGUGCCCCCUUCUGUGGUGUGGAGCUGUACGGGGCCACCCCUGACCCUGCUUUCCUGCUGUCAUCCCAGGGCAACGUGGUGACUAGGUGAGAAGUGCAUAAUUGAUCCGGGUAGCUGGCUUUUUGUCUGAAAGCACAGUCAGAAAAGCCCGCUUGGCCCUUGACCGCUGAUGAACUCACAUGUGUUCCGAAGGCUUCAGGAAUUAAGGUGCGAGAUUGAGUUCAGUUAUCGAAAGACAUUUGCUUCUUUCUCAGACCAGCCCCAGGCCCAUGUUAGUGAUGCGGGCGUCCACGAAACCCUGCUGGAGUGUUCCUUGCCCACCGCCACUGCGAUUUUGCUCGAUUGCUCCAAGACAGUCAGACAAGCCCUAGAGCUCCUUGUGAACAUAUUAAUUAUGUUCCCUGUUUUCACAGGCUUUUCAGGAGGGUUUUAAUCGCUUUGAGUUUAUUGGCCUAUUUUGAAAAUGCUUCUCGCGUUACUGGGGAUGCUCGCACGACACCAUUCCCCCUGCCCUCAAAUAGUGUACCCCAAAGUGCCCGUGUCCUGUGGGGCCCGCGAGGUCAGUGGGGGAAGGGCUGCUGAGUUUGCUCUGCCUUUUCAGUUACUUCAGAAGAAUUAUUUCUGGUUAAAACAAAAGUCAGCGCUAGCUACAGAGCAGGUACUAUUGGAUUCUUGGAGAGGAGUGAUUUCUUAGGGAGACCGCUGGUGAGGCCAUUUGGGUUGAGAGGUUGCAGUGCGUCAGCGCCGAUCCAGCCUCACCAUCCUGCGUCUCACUUGGAGUCUUUGGAGUUUCAAGGUCUGAAAGGAUUUGGUUAAAUCUGCCUGCUCAGAGCCCAGAUGCUCAGCCGCCUGGAAAGGGUGGAGGUGGGGUGGACACGGAGGCAGGAAUAAACAGUUCUGAGCAUGAGGCGCUUCAGCCCCUCCCUCCCUCCCCGGCCCCGGGCCCUCCUCCCUUCUUCUGGAAGGUUAAAGCAGACAGUAUCCCUAUUCUUUCCUGACCUUCUGCUUUCCACACCCACUCUUUAUUCAGCCUUCAAAGCGGCAGUAAUCACCUUAGGUGGCAAGAUCAUGUAGACCAGGGAACACAGGGCUGUCGCUGCUGGAUGAACUGUGCUUGGGAAACACUGGGAAGGGUCCCUGAGCCUUCUGAGUCUCAGCUGGGACUCUGCAGAGAGUUCCAUUGUCCGGAGGGAAGCGAGGUGGAUUCAUUGUAUAUUACAACAGAGGAUAAGGAUGAGUUGGAUGAACUCCGUGCUGAAAUGGAAGAGAUGAGAGACAGUUACUUAGAGGAAGAUGUUUACCAGCUGCAGGAGCUUCGGCGGGAACUGGACCGCGCCAAUAAAAACUGCCGAAUCCUGCAGUACCGCCUCAGAAAGGCUGAGCAGAAGAGCCUGAAGGUGGCAGAGACCGGGCAGGUGGAUGGCGAGCUCAUCCGAAGUCUGGAGCAGGACUUAAAGGUGGCCAAAGAUGUGUCGGUCAGGUUGCACCAUGAACUUGAAACUGUGGAGGAAAAGAGAGCUAAAGCUGAAGAUGAGAAUGAAGCUCUACGACAACAGAUGAUUGAAGUGGAGAUAUCCAAACAGGCCCUCCAAAACGAGCUGGAGAGGCUGAAGGAGAGUUCCCUGAAGAGAAGAGGCAGCCGGGAAAUGUACAAAGAAAAGAAAGCCUUCACUCAGAGCGGUGGAACGGAGCGCCUUGGGAACUGCAGGUCCGCAGCCAGAACUCAGAGGAAACUGGCGCCCCGGCGCAAGGAUGACAGCGCCGACCUGAGGUGCCAGCUCCAGUUUGCCAAAGAGGAGGGCUCGCUGAUGCUCAGGAAGAUGGCCAAGCUGGGGCGGGAGAAGGACGGGCUGGAACAGGAGCUGCAGAGGUACAAGGCCCUCUACGGGGACGUGGACAGCCCGCUCCCCACGGGGGAGGCCGGCGGGCCGCCCAGCACUCGGGAGGCCGAGCUGAAGCUGCGGCUGAAGCUGGUGGAGGAGGAAGCCAGCAUCUUGGGCCGGAAGAUCGUGGAGCUGGAGGUGGAGAACCGGGGCCUCAAGGCGGAGAUGGAGGACCUGCGGGGCCAGCACGAGCGCGACGCCGCGGGCCGGGAGCCCCUGCCCGGCGUUCCGACCUCGCCCUUCGGGGACUCCCUGGAGUCCUCCGCAGAGCUGCGCCGGCACCUGCAAUUCGUGGAGGAGGAGGCGGAGCUGCUGCGGAGGUCCAUCUCCGAGAUCGAGGACCACAACCGACAGCUGACCCACGAGCUGAGCAAGUUCAAGUUCGAGCCGCGGCCGGAGCCCGCGUGGCCGGCGGGGGGCGCGAGCGGUGGAGCGCCCCUGCAGGAGGAGCUCCAAGCGGCGCGGCUGCAGAUCAGGGAGCUGAGCGGGAAGGUGCUGACGCUGCAGCAUGAGAACCAGGUGCUGCUGUUGGGCGCCCCACGCUGUGACCCGGCCGCGGCCCCGGGCCCGCGCGCCCCAAGUCCCCGCGACAGCGACGCUGACAGCGACGCGGGCAAGAAAGAGAGCGACGGGGAGGACGGCCGCUCGCUGCAGCCCAGGCGGGAGGGCCCCAUCGGCGGCGAGAGCGACUCGGAGGAGACCUUCGAGAAGACGUCGGGCUUCGGCAGCGGGAAGCCGUCGGAGGCUGGUGAGUGCCCGACAGAGCUGCUCCGCGCUCGGGAGGGCUCAGAGCGCCUGGCGAGCAUCAGACACGAGGCCGAGCGGCUGGAGCGGACCGUGGAGCGCAUCAUCACCGACACCGACGGCUUCACGGACGUGCCGCUGCAGGGCAGUGGGGCCUUGUCGGCAGCCGGCGUCCAGGGCGCCAAGGAGGAGCCCCAGCUGCUGGGGACCCUCAAUGCGAGGAUGAAGGCCUUCAGGAAGGAGCUCCAGGCCUUCCUGGAGCAGGUGGAGCGGCUGGGGGAGGGCCUGUCCCCUCUGCCCCACCUCACCGAGUCUUCCAGCUUCCUGUCCUCUGUGACCUCCGUGUCCCGGGACUCCCCCGUCGGGAACCUGGGGAAGGAGCUGGGCCCGGGCCUGCAGUCCAAACUGAGAGAUCAGCUGGAGUGGCAGCCCGGGCAGGAGCGAGGGGAGGAGCGGGGGCCCCUGCACCUCCGAGCCACACGGGAGCUGCACCGUCGAGCCGACGGGGACGCGGGGAGCUGCCGGCCUGGAGCCCAGAGCUGCUUCAACCUGGAGGUGGAGGAGGGGCACCUGUGUGCCCUGCGGCGGCGGGAGCUGGAGGUGCACAGCCUGGCCCUGCAGAACUCGCUGCAGGAGCAGACCUGGAGUGACGAGAGGUACUUGAUGCAGCGGGAGCUAUGCUCCCUGAAGCAGAACAUCUUCCUUUUCUACGUCAAACUCAGGUGGCUGCUGAAACACUGGCGGCAAGGGAAGCAGGCGGAGGAGGACGCAGAGGAUUUCACGGAGAGCGAGCUUCCAGAGACCUUCCACAGGCUUGGGGAGCCUGGCGUUCAGGAGGAUGCGAAGGUGGACGGUCCAGACCAAGAUGACGACGGUCCAGGCUGUGGCUUUUCCCUGGGGGAGCAUCCUCCACAGUUUGGUGUGCAGAUCGGUGACCACGGAUCACGGCUGCAGCCCACAGACGGGGGACAGCUCCACAGGCAGGUGGCAGAGAACCAGCCGCUGUUCUGCGCGCUCAAGGCGCUGCUGGAGGAGCUGCGUGUGGAGCUGCGGGAAGACGAACGUGCACGGCGGCGGCUGCAACAACAAUAUGCGGGCGAUAAGGCCUCCUGGGACGUGGAGUGGGCCGCGCUCACAUGCCGCCUGGAGCAGCUGGAAGCGAAGACUGAGAAAAGCUUGGGAGACCUGGGCUCCUCUGCUGACAGCAAAGGGGUGUUCACAAAGGAGAGGGAGGCACAGCAGAAGCUCCUGGCUGACAGUCAUGGGCUGGUCAUGGACCUGCGGUGGCAGAUCCACCACAGCGAGAAGAACUGGAACCGAGAGAAAGUAGAGCUUCUCGACCGCCUGGACCGGGAGCGGCAGGAGUGGGGGCGGCAGGAGAAGGAGCUCCUGUGGAGAAUCGAACAGUUGCAGAAAGUAAACAGUCCCCGGAGAGGUGGCAGUUUCCUCUGUGAUCAAAAGGAAGGCGAUGUCCACCCCUGUGCCCACACGGGGAGCCCCUGGGCACCCCACCCCACGGGGACGUGGCCCUGCAUGGACACUGACUCCAGCACGUUUGAGGACCAGCCGCUGUCCAAGCUGAAGGAAUCGGACAGGUGCUCGGCCCGGGAGAACCUCUACCUGGAUGCCCUGUCCUUGGACGACGAGCCAGAGGAGCCUCCAGACCGCAAGCCCGAGAGGGAGUUCAGGAACUGCUUCCCCGAGGAAGAAGAAAAUCACAAGGGAAAUCUUCAAAGGGCCGUGUCCGUCUCAUCCAUGUCUGAGUUCCAGCGCCUGAUGGAUGGCUCUCCCUUCCUGCCAGAGAAGGGCCUGCCCGCCACCAGCAGCAAGGAGGACAUCACCCCACCCCUCUCCCCAGAUGACCUCAAGUACAUCGAGGAGUUCAACAGCAAGAGCUGGGAUGAUAGGCCCCCAGACCCCUGGGCGGACAGGACCGAGGCGGGUCGGGCGAGGCCCGAGGCCAGCACCGACCCUUUCUCCGACUCCUCCUGGUACCUCACCACGAGCAUCACCCUGACCACGGACACCGUGACCAGCCCGGAGCACUGCCAGAAGCAGCUCCCGCGGAACCUUGUCUGCGCCGAGCAGGCCGGGGUGAGGAUGCUGCACAGCCCGCCCGCCGUGCGGAGGCUGGAUGGCACCGUGGUGGCAGGCGGUGAGGGCAGGGCCCGAGGGGGCCCGGGGGACACCAAGGGGGGCUGUUCUGAACACAUUCUUAGGUGGCCCUGUGCCCCCUCCAAGCACACCCGAGACUACACGGAGGGUGGGCUCUGGCCCCUCGACAGCACCCUCGGUUUCUCCUCCCCGCUGCACAGCCUGGAGAUGUCCAAGAACCUGAGUGAUGACAUGAAGGAGGUGGCCUUCUCUGUCAGCGCUGUCUGCUCCAGCCCCAGGGAACCUCCGGUCAAGGACACGGCCUGCCAGACCAAUGGGUCCCGGACAACAGGGACGCAGACCAUCCAGACCAUCAGCAUCGGCCUGCAGACCGAAGCCCUGCGGGGCAGCGCCGUCACCAGCAGCCCCCACAAGUGUCUCACACCCAAGGCAGGGGGUGGCACCACGCCCAUGUCCUCUCCCUCCCGUGGCCUCAGGAACAGGCAGGUGGCCCCCGCCAUCGAGAAGGUGCAGGCCAAGUUUGAACGCACAUGCUGCUCCCCCAAGUACGGGUCUCCCAAGCUGCAGAGGAAGUCGCUCCCCAGAGUGGACCAGCCAAGCAGCAGGACCUCCCCGGGGCUGGCCCCGAAGGGCUGCGGCGAGUCAGCCUGGGCCCGUUCUACCACCACUCGGGAGAGCCCCGUGCACACCGCCAUCAACGACGGCCUCUCCAGCCUCUUCAGCAUCAUUGACCACAGCCCUAUGGUGCAGGACCCCUUCCAGAAGGGGGUGCGGGCCGCCAGUCGGUCUCGUUCGGCAGAGCCCCCGCCGGAGCUGGGCCCGGACACGAGCCCCAGCUCCCGAGGCCGGUCGCCCAGCCCGGUCGGGGGUGGCUCCGAGACGUGCAGGGAGGAAGGGGGAGAGGGCACGCCUGCGAGGCAGGACCUGUCUGCUCCCCCUGGCUACACGCUCACCGAGAACGUCGCCCGGAUCCUCCACCGGAAGCUGUUGGAACACGCCUUAAAGGAGGAGCAGAGGCAGGCCGCCCACGGCACCCCCAGUCUCAGCAGCAACGGCCCCGUGGGAGAAAUGACGGUCAGAGCCGAGCCAGGGUCCAUCGAGGAACUCCCUUGUUCUGCACUAGCUCCAUCCCUAGAACCCUGCUUCUCCAGGCCCGAGAGACCAGCAAACCGUCGCCCUCCGUCCCGUUGGGCCCCACAUUCCUCCACUGCCUCACCAGCUCCGUCACCCAGAGACCUGACCUCCUUGGAGGAGCUCGGCGACGAGGGGCCGCCCCCCGGGGAGAAGCCACACCUGUGAUGCAGGCUCGCAUGGAUUAUCUGGAAUAAUUCACUGUAAUUGCAUAACCACACCGUCAUCAUCAACCGAACUCUACCCCAAAAGGAGAGAUCUGGUUUUCCCAAGGUCAAAGAAUGUUGUUUUUUUUUUAAAAUAACACAGCUGCUGAAUGUUCAACCUGUGAAUCUGAGAUGUUUCUAGAAUGAAACAGUAAACGUGCCUGUAAGAACUUAAUUUUUUUCAUAGCUCAGAAAACUAUUUUUGUCUCCAUCUUUUUUACAGAAAGUAUAUUAAACAAAAAAGUAAAUAAGAUAUAAAUUUAAAAACAAAGUUUUUAAGAGAUUCUGAACACCCUCGCGCGCGAUACUGACUGCCUCACUGUUAAAUUUGCACUGUUAACAUUUGGUUUGGUUUAUUUCCACGUUGAAUUAGAGUGUUUUAAGUUAAUUUUAUUUUGUCAGUGUUCUUGUUUUUUAAGAAUUUUUGAAAUGCUUCAGACUGUAUGAUUCAGUGAACUUUUUGUAAUGAAAAAACCAUGAAGCCAGUAGACAAGGCAGAUCUCCUAUACCCUUGAGGGGAUAGAUGGCAGCAUUCUGGAAAGGUAGAGAGGCCUCAGCCGGGUUGCCCAGACCUGCUGUAUAAUCCACAUAUUCUCGACCUGCACGUCUUUGGGUUCGAAGCACUGGGGUGCAUGUACAUACCGCUGCUGUGGUCUCGCCCCGCUUAUGUGUGAGCCCUCUGUCCCACUGUGAUACGGUGUGAACCCCCUCGUACUGUACUGUUGUUGUCUUCUCACAUUGAUGAUACGACAGCAAUGGCAUUUUAAAAUUAUUGUUAAAAGAUUAACAGGCAAUACAGUGUUUACUCCAAAUUUCCUUGUUUAAGGAAAAACAACUACAAAGAGUCCUGAGGAUACCAAAUGGAAAGAGAGAGGGUUGUGCCUCGGAGUCUGUAUGAGAUGAUGAUGAAGAAGAAAUAAAGCCUUUACAAGACGGCGCCUGUCCCAGACCUUGUGUCUCACACACCCUCCACCUUUUCCUGACUACUCACGCAAAAGUUUCCCAUUGGAGGGGGUGAGGUGGGGGGGGGGUCAUACAGCCACUCACGUAUCUGACUGGGAUGCACUGUGAGUGCACAACGGCCUUGCAGUUUCUCUGCAAGGGCAUCCUGGAAUAAACAGGCGACUACAUUUUUGCUAAAAAAGAAAAGCCGAAAUGGGUGGGCGAGGGGGUGUGAGGAAAACAGUUAUCCACAGUCAGAAUGUGCCCACCCUCUCCACUCCUUGGAAGGUGGGAGAGGCCGUUUCCAUCCCUGGACUGAGAUGCAGCCCAAGCUGCCAGUGUUUGGUAAGUAGGAGUUUACGAAGAAGUGGUGCUGAUGAAGAAAACAAGAACUAUUUCAGGCUGAAGCUUCUAGCUGUAAUCUUUCAGUAACAAACCCGCUAUGGUAUAAGUUAUUUUCCCAGUAUUACCACAGUUCCAUUACCAUUAAACUAAAUAUUUUUUUUAUAAACACAAAGUACUGUUGGACAUUGGAGCCUGCUGUAGCUGCUGCAGGAAAACAGCCUGACAGUUCCUUAAAAGGUUAAACAGUUACCAUAUGAUCCAGUAAUUCCACUUUUGGGUGUAGGC